AUGGCUCUGCGUGUAACGGAGGAGAUCGACAAGCCCCAGACUGACCGACGCAGCUACAGGUUUGUCCAACUGCCGAACCACUUGUCGGUGCUCCUGGUCAGCGACGCUGAGGCGGACUUGGCGUCUGCAGCCCUGGACGUCAACGUAGGCGCGUUCUUUGAUCCCCGGCCAGUGGAAGGCCUCGCACAUUUCUGCGAGCACAUGCUCUUCCUGGGCACAGAGAAGUUUCCGGAUGAGACGGAGUACUCCAACUUCAUCAAGCAGCAUGGGGGCUGCAACAACGCGUACACUGAGCACACGCACACAAACUAUCACUUCUCCGUUGCGCCGGAACACCUCGAGGGCGCUCUGGACCGAUUUUCCCAGUUUUUCGUUUCGCCGCUUUUCACCGAAAGUGCAACGGACAGGGAGUUGAACGCCGUCGACAGCGAGUUCCGCCUGAGACUCGUGAACGAUUUUAUUCGGCGGUGGCAUUUGCUCCACAAACUGGCGAAUCCGGAACACCCGUUCAAUCGGUUCUCAUGUGGAAACCUGGUGUCGCUACAGGAGGUCCCGAAGGCGCUCGGCGCCGACGUCCGGCAGGAGCUGCUGGCCUUCCACAAGAAAUGGUACAGUGCGAACAUCAUGACGCUUGUCAUCCUCGGAAAAGACUCCUUGGAUCGGCUGCAGGACCUCGCCGAGAAGUACUUUGGAACGAUCCAAAACAAACAAGUGCCUCUGCGCCCCUCCCGGGCAAUCGUGGACCCGAACGUCCCGGUCUUUCGGCCUGAAGAAGAUUUGCAACAAGUCGCCUACAUCGUCCCGAUCAAAGACCAAAGAGAAAUCCACUUCGAGUUUGUCCUGCCUCCCCAAAUAGACGCCUGGAAAACUAAACCGACCCGGUACCUUUCUCACCUCGUCGGCCAUGAGGGCAAAGGCUCUCUCCUCUCCGCGCUGAAGAAAGAAGGGCUGGCCAUCGGCCUGAACAGCUGGAGUCUUGACGAGGAAUGCGUCAGCAUCUUUUACAUUUCCAUUGAACUCACGGAGCAGGGAGCGUCUGACGCUGGGAUUGAUCGAGUGGAAGACCUCGUCUUUCUUUAUCUGAGCUUGCUUCGCACCUCGCCUGUCCAGGAAUGGGUUUUCGAGGAGUCGAGGUCUUUGGCGGAGAUGGGCUUUCGCUUUGCCGACACAGAGAACCCGCUGCCGUUUUGCAUUUCACACGCGAAAUACCUUCACCGGUAUCCUCCUGAGUACGCGUUGUCGGGGCCUCACCUCUUUUUUUCUCUCGACAAGACGCAAAUCGAAGACAUUCUCCAACGGCUCACACUGGACGCUUUACGCAUCGAGGUGGUUGGAAAGCGCUAUGCAGACCUGUGCACCAGCAAAGAAGACAUCUACGAUAUCUCGUACCAUACGGAAGCCUUCUCGAGCAAACAGCGUCAACGAUGGGGCGGCAUUCUACGCGCUUCGCCUCAGGAAGCCUGGGAUGCAGCGACGAAAGAAGGGCUGAGUUUUCCAACUCCUAACCCUUUCGUCCCGACCGAUCUGUCGUUGCGCCCGCUGGCCGCCUCUCCGUCGUCUGCCUCUUCCCUUCCCUGCGCCCUGCCGGUAUCGGGUCUUGGCGGGGACGGAAACCAGUCCUCCUUCCCGCACCUUGCAAAGGUUCAGCCACAAAUUUACUUCAAGCAAGACGACACCUUUUUGCUGCCCAAGCUGUCGGUUCGUCUUUGGAUCAAAACGCCGGUGCCGGCGACGAACAACCAGGAUGUUCUGACGGAGUUCUACAUGCGCACUUGGGUGUACGUACAGACUGUCGCUGAGAUGGUCAACGAAGACCUGUACGAUGCCGAAGUUGCAGGUCUGUAUUUCACGCUGAAUGGCGGCGACUGGCCCGGAGAAAUCUCCCUUUCUGCGCAAGGUUUCAACGAUAAACUCCCGCUUCUUGUCGACAAAUUGACCUUCGCACUUUCGCACUCCGGCGCUGUUCCCCCUGCCGAAGCCCAUCGGGAAGGAUCGCCUGACUCAGCGAAGGACGCCGGAAAAACAAACGGGGAAGCGCCGUUUCGUCUCGACCGUCGCGCCUUCGAUGUAGUGAAGGAGAACCUUCACAGAAAGCUUUCGAAUAGCAUUCUGUAUCGCACGGUGUCCCAGCAAGCUGCAACACUGCGCGGCGAAGCCCUGGAGAUACCGUACUUCAGCUACGAGGAGUUGCUCCGCGUUCUCGAGAAGCUGGCGCCCGCCGACGUCGAGGAAGUGCCGAGAACGCUGUUUCAGCGCGCGUGUGUAGAAGCGCUCAUCGUCGGCAAUAUGUCGUCUGCUGAGGCUUAUUCGAUGGUCGAGAUGGCCUUGAAGAAUCUCAACAUCGAGACGAAACUCGACGGCAGUUCGCUUCCGGAGAAGGCCGUAGUUGACCUCGCCUCCCUCAACCUCGCCCGACUUCGGUCGUCUCUCCCUGGGCACUGUGCCGCAGCUGCCUCCUCGCCGUCGGCUGACGCCUCCACUGACCGACAGGAAAACGGCCACAGCGGGAACGGGGACACAAAGCUGUGUGCGGUCCGCGCCACGGAGGACUUGAAGGCUUCGGAAGUGAAACUGAAGAUUCGUUCGGAAAACUCGAACCCUCAAGAUCCCAACAGCGCCGCCUUCCUUCGUUUCCAGGUCGGGGACUUGGAGAUACGGGAGAGAUCAAUGUUGUCUUUGUUCUCCCACUGUGUCUCCCAGGCGUUCUUCGAUGAACUGCGAACGCAACAGCAGCUCGGGUACGUUGUCCAUGCCCACCGCAGUUUCCAGCUGCGGUCUCAGGGAAUGGAUUUUUUUGUCGCCGGCUCGAAGUUUUCCGCGGAUCUCAUGGCCACGCGGAUCGAGCGCUUCGUUGAAAAGUAUAUCGGUUCGCUGCGCCACAUCGACGCCGUUUUGUCCGACUCCCUCUUUGAGAAACACCGCGCAGCACUUAUCAGCGAACUGAAGGUUCGGCCGCAAAACGUGUUUGAAGAGGCGCAGCGGUACGCGCAGGAAAUCAGCACGAGGCACUUCCUGUUUGAUCGGCGUGAACGGACGGUCGCCGAACUCGCCAGUCUAGAGAAGAACGAGUUCCUUCGCUUCAUUCUCCACCGCCUCCGGCCUUCGCCUGUUCUGCUCCUCUGCAUCGACAGACAGGCUGCAGCGAGUGACCUCGCCUCUCGCGAAGGACAGGCCGCGGGCGAAAACGGCGAGAGCCUCCAGACGGAGACUCAAAGAGAGGCUCAGAAGCGGAGGGCGAGCGAAUCUCAGCCGGAAAAAAGCAAUCUGUUUGAGGGGUGGACGGACGUCCCCGCUCCACGGGAGUUGCGGAAUUACGCAACCCGCACGUUCGCGAUGCCCAAGUGA
Messenger RNA from Neospora caninum, 3345 nucleotides. RefSeq names its product Peptidase M16 domain protein, related. The coding region runs from base 1 to 3345 and encodes 1114 amino acids. The record is from RefSeq and is a predicted model, not a curated record. Gene Ontology annotation, biological process: proteolysis. The transcript has 3 exons. Lineage: Eukaryota; Apicomplexa; Conoidasida; Eucoccidiorida; Sarcocystidae. Gene Ontology annotation, molecular function: metal ion binding; metalloendopeptidase activity.